AUGGGCAAAGAAAACCAAACCUAUCUUACUGAAUUCAUCUUGCUGGGCUUUUCUUCUGAUCAUCGAACCCAGAUCCUCCUGUUUGUGAUAUUUCUCAUCAUCUACUUGUUGACUGUGUUUGGGAAUCUGCUCAUCAUACUCCUAAUUCACAUUGACUCUCGACUUCACACACCAAUGUACUUCUUCCUUAAAAAUCUGUCAUUUACUGAUCUCUGUUUCUCUACAACCAUUGUUCCCCAGAUGCUAUCCCAUUUGCUCAUCAUGAGAAAGACCAUUUCUUUUACUAGGUGCUCAAUUCAAAUGCUUUUCUUCCUAAUAGCAGGGUGUACAGAGAGUUCACUUCUAGCAGUGAUGUCCUAUGACCGCUAUGUGGCUGUCUGCAAACCCCUGCACUAUUCCACUCUCAUGACCCAGAGAAUUUGUGUUCAGCUGGUCAUGGGGUGCUGGGCCAGUGGAGCAUUUGUGUCUUUAGUAGAUACCACAUUCACUUUAUGUCUCCCAUAUCAGGGACAGAAUAUAAUUAAUCAUUAUUUUUGUGAGCCUCCUGCCCUCCUAAAGCUGGCUUCAGGGGAUACCUACAGCACAGAGAUGACCAUAUUUGCAAUGGGUGUUGUAAUUCUCCUGGGUCCUGUGUCUCUCAUCCUUUUCUCCUACUGGAAUAUUAUCUCCACUGUGAUUCAAAUACAGUCAGAAGAGGGGAGGCUAAAGGUUUUCUCUACCUGUGGAUCUCAUUUCAUUGCUGUUUUCUUCUUCUAUGGGUCAACAAUUUUUACCUACAUGCAACCUAAUUUGAAGCAAAUGAAUAAAGGGGAUAAGGUGGUCUCAGUGUUCUACUCAGUCAUAACAUCAAUGAUGAACCCUUUCAUUUAUAGCCUAAGGAACAAGGAUGUGAAGGAAGCAUUUAGGAAAGUAUUUGGAAAAUAG
Messenger RNA from Saimiri boliviensis boliviensis (Bolivian squirrel monkey), 924 nucleotides. Its product is annotated as olfactory receptor 2D3-like. NCBI's taxonomy places the organism in Eukaryota, Metazoa, Chordata, Mammalia, Primates, Cebidae. The record is from RefSeq and is a predicted model, not a curated record. Gene Ontology annotation, cellular component: membrane. Gene Ontology annotation, biological process: G protein-coupled receptor signaling pathway. Gene Ontology annotation, molecular function: olfactory receptor activity; G protein-coupled receptor activity.